GACUCCAGCUGUCUCCUGUUUGAAGAUCACUUUCUGUGUUCUGUCUGUCAGAAUGUCUUCACUGAUCCAGUCUCCACUCCAUGUGGACACAACUUCUGCAUGAAAUGUAUUAAAACAUGCUGGGGUGACAGUGAGCAGUGUCACUGUCCAUUCUGUAAAGAGAAAUUCACCAAGAGACCAGAACUCAAGGUCAAUACAGCAUUCAGUGAGGUUGUAAAUCACUUCAAGAAGAAAAGUGAUCUGGAUAAACCUGAGGUUCUUUGUGAUGCCUGCAUUGGAGAGAAGCAGGAAGCCCUGAAAUCCUGUCUGGAUUGUCGUCUCACUCUUUGUAAAUCUCAUUUAGAAUCUCAUAAUAAUAUGCCGAAACUUAAGGAACACAAGCUAAUAAGCCCAUUAAAGAACCUGGAGGACUAUAUAUGCCAGAAGCACAGGAGACCCCUGGAGCUGUUCUGUAGAGAUGACCAGAUGUCUGCGUGUAUGGUCUGCACUGUGACUGACCACAAGAAGCACAACACUGUUCCUGUAGAGGAGGGGAUUGGAGAAAUGAAGUCACAGCUGGAGAAGACGCAGACAGAGGUGCAGCAGAUGAUCCAAGAUAGACUGAAGAAGAUCAAAGACAUCAAACACUCAGUAGAGCUCAGAAAAAGGAACACAGAGAAAGAGGAAGCAGACAUCGUUAUAGUCUUCACUGCUCUGAUCCGCUCCAUUGAGAGAAGCCAGGCUGAGCUGCUUGAGAUGAUGAAGGAGAAGCAGAAAGCAGCAGAGAGGCAGGCUGAAGACCUCAUUGAAGAGCUGGAGCAGGAAAUCACUGAGCUAAAGAGGAGAGACACUGAGCUGGAGCAGCUCUCUCACACUGAGGACCACCUCCACCUCCUACAGAUUUACCCAUCACUGUGCAGACCUCCACACACCAACAACUGGACUGGCAUCAGUAUUGACCCUAUUAUUGAUCUGAGUGUAGACAUUGUGAGGAACGUUCUAUCUCAACUUCAGAAGAGUCUGAAUGAGAAGAUCAUAGAAUCAGAACUGAAGAUGAUUCAGCGGUAUGCAGUGGAUGUGACUCUGGAUGCUGAUACAGCUCAUCCUAAACUCAUCCUAUCUGAUGAUGGAAAACAAGUGACACAUGGAGACACAAAACAGAAUCUUCCUGACAAUCCAAAGAGAUUUGAUAGAUGUUCAUAUGCUCUGGGAAAGGAGGGAUUCUCCUCAGGGAGAUUUUACUAUGAAGUCCAGGUCAGGGGGAAGACUGACUGGGAUUUAGGAGUUGUCAGAGAGUCCAUUAUCAGAAAGGGUAAAACGAUUACACUGACCCCACUGAAAGGAUUCUGGACUGUGAUUCUGAGGAAUGAGAAUGAGUAUUUUGCUUGUGCUGGUCCUUUAGUUCCCCUCUCCUUGAGAAAGAAAUCCCAGAAGGUGGGAGUGUUUGUGGAUUAUGAGGAGGGUCUGGUCUCCUUUUAUGACGUGGAGUCCAGAUCUCAUAUCUACUCUUUUACUGGUCAGUCAUUCAGUGAGAAACUCUAUCCAUUCUUCAGUCCCUGUAAUAAUGAUGGAGGUAAAAACUCAGCUCCACUGAUCAUCUCACCCGUAUCAAAGAUUUAAUAAACUUUCAGCAGUAACUAGAAUAGGAACACUACAACAAAACAGAUUUAAUAUUUUCUGAUGCAUUGUGGGAGGAUGUGAAUAGUUAGUCAUAAUAUGCAUUUACAGCACACAUACUAUAUUAUAAAAUAACAGUAUUUUUUACAAUGAAUACAUUUUAUUACUCUAUUUGUAUAUUUUUUCUGGACCCUUGCAUUUUGAAUGUACAAUCCGAGAACUCAGAAUUUUGCACAAUAUGUAAUGAUAUUGUACAAUAUGUAAUGAUAUUUACAAACAAUUUCAGAUAGCAAAUGCUUGAUCAGUCAUUCAUACUGUUACAUAUACUGUGAAUACUGUUACUGUGAAUUUAGGACCAGGAUUAAAGGUCAGCAUAUACUCUUUACUGUCUGACUUAAGUUUUUCUCAGAUAAGAAAUUGGAAGAGUCGCCAAAUGGGGAAUUUCUUCAUUAUGAUGUAAACAAAGUCACUCAGAGUGGUUUGGUGAAAUGCUCUAAAGAAACUUACUGACUCAGAACCACUCACAAUGGUGGUGAUAGGAACCAGGCAUCUAAAGUGUUUAAAGCG
Molecule: messenger RNA, 2163 nt
Organism: Colossoma macropomum (tambaqui)
Lineage: Eukaryota; Metazoa; Chordata; Actinopteri; Characiformes; Serrasalmidae
Product: zinc finger protein RFP-like
Exons: 6
Coding region: 100-1599 (499 amino acids)
Molecular function (GO): zinc ion binding; protein binding
Source: RefSeq, a predicted model, not a curated record